UGCUGCUCAGCACACAGAAACAUGCCUUGACCCAAUGUGCACUUCCACGUUACAGGAAUGGUUGGAAUUUUGCGGACUGUAGACGUUCUGGAUCGUUUGGAAUAAUUUUCCGAAUAAGAUGCGCGUGAGCCAUGGAAUUACCAGUGAUAUGGAUGUGCUUUGGAUUACUUAUUCAUCUCCCACCGUUUGGAUGCGUGGAUUUGCAUCUAUCAGGGUCCCUCCAGCCUGGUGCAACACUGGCAAAUGUAUCAAUCGGACCAGAAUGGACGUACAGAAUCGACAGAAGUCUAACAGAUAAGUCUUUACGACACUUCGUGAAGAUCGGGAGAAGUGAUGGGCUGCUAUCUGUCGCGCGCAAAGUUGGCUGCACUCGUUUACCGAGAAAUCCCGUGCCACUGUAUUUGCGGAUUAAAUCACUGCUUUCAGAAAACUUCAUACUGCUUCAUUUCAAUACAUUCGUGCAUGGUCAGAACUGCUUCAUCAAAUACAAAAGAAAAAAUCUUAAUCCAGAUGCCUACAUGUAUCUGUUGACUGGGUAUGAGACAUGUUUUUCUUUGGACUCCUUACCUAUAAACAUUUACGAACAUUUGCCUGUAUCCAUGCGGAAUUCCCAAAUGUUUCGCGGUCGGUGCGUAGAGAAAGACCAGCGGCGUGUUAUUUCCCUCACAGGCGCGAACCUCUGUUUACCUCAUAAGCAGCGAGAUGAGGCAAAUUUGCUUUGUUUAAUGCCUAACUCACUAAAUAGCUCUUUAUUUGUAAAUGUUAAGUUACACUUAAGCAGAGAACACACUGGCAGUGAAUUAGACCCGUGGGCUAAACGUCAAAAAAGAAACGUGAACUCCGCUCCUCAGUUUCAGCUCCCAAACUACCAUGUAUCGGUGCCAGAGAACGAGCCCUCAGGAACGCGAGUCAUUACCCUCAAAGCGUUCGACGCCGAUGACGGAGACGCCGGUGUUAUCGAAUACGAUAUGGAAGCUCUUUUUGACAGCCGCUCUAACAAUUUAUUUCAAAUUAACCCUGAGACGGGAGGUAUAACUACUCUACAGCCUCUAGACAGGGAAGUUAAAGACACUCAUGUGUUUAAAGUUACUGCCACUGAUAGAGGAACCCCGAAAAGAUCAGCUAUCGCGUACCUCACUAUUACAGUCAGUGAUACUAACGACCACGCGCCGGUUUUCGAACAGAAUGAGUAUAGGGUUAGUAUUCGAGAAAAUGUUGAAGUAGGCUUUGAGGUGAUGACUAUUAGGGCUACAGAUGGAGAUGCGCCCUCUAAUGCCAAUAUGAUUUAUAAGAUUGUGAAUGAUGAUGAGGUGAAGGCUUACUUUGAAAUUGAUCCAAGAAAUGGGUUGGUCAAAGCCAGAGUCAGACCAGACAGAGAAGUCAAAACACAGUAUAGGCUUUUUGUUGAAGCUAACGACCAGGGCAGAGAGCCCGGGCCACGAACCGCCACAGCCACGGUGCACAUUUUUAUAGAGGAUGAGAAUGAUAACUACCCUCAGUUUAGCGAGAAGCGAUAUGUAGUUCAAGUUCCUGAAAACAUAGCUGUGAACUCUCAAGUGGCUGUGGUGAAGGCUACGGAUAAAGAUGCUGGAAAUAAUGCGAAAGUGCAUUACAGCAUCAUCAAUGGGAAUAUAAAGGGACAGUUUUACAUACACUCCCCUACGGGAGUCAUUGAUGUUAUCAGCCCUUUAGAUUAUGAGAUGAUAAGAGAGUACACACUCAGAGUGAAAGCUCAAGAUGGAGGACGGCCGCCUCUUAUUAAUGGCACAGGUAUGGUUGCAAUCCAAGUGUUAGAUGUCAACGAUAAUGCACCCAUGUUUGUCAGCACGCCUUUUCAAGCCUCGGUUUUAGAAAAUGUUCCUGUAGGUUACUCUGUGUUACACAUCCAAGCUAUCGAUGCUGAUUCAGGUGACAAUGCUCAUUUGGAAUACAAGCUGACCGAUACAUCACCUAGUUUUCCAUUCAUUAUCAAUAACAACACUGGAUGGAUUAUGGUUAGUGCUGAGCUGGACAGGGAGACUACAGAGUUUUACAAUUUUGGUGUUGAGGCCAGAGACCACGGGGUUCCUACAAUGUCAUCUUCAGCUAGUGUAAGUGUCACUAUACUAGAUGUAAAUGACAAUGUCCCAACCUUCACACAGCACUUGUAUAACCUAAAAGUCAACGAGGAUGCAGUUGUGGGCACCAGUGUGCUUAUAGUCACUGCUGUAGACAGGGAUGUAAACAGCGUGGUCACAUACCAAAUAUCUAGUGGGAACACUCGGAACAGGUUUGCUAUUACCAGCCAGAGCGGAGGGGGACUUAUUACUUUAGCGCUACCUCUGGACUACAAGCAAGAACGGCAGUAUCUUUUAACAAUCACUGCCUCAGAUGGUACGCGCCACGACACAGCUCAAGUCUUCAUUAAUGUGACUGAUGCCAACACCCAUCGACCAGUAUUUCAAAGUGCCAACUACCAGGUUUUAGUGAGCGAGGAUCGACCUGUAGGCUCCACCGUCGUGGUCAUCAGUGCCACUGAUGAAGACACUGGUGAAAACGCCCGCAUCACUUAUGUAAUGGGGGACAAUGUGCCACAGUUCAAAAUUGAUCCUGACACUGGUGCCAUCACGACUCAAAUUGAGAUCGACUAUGAAGAUCAGGCCUCCUACACGCUAGCCAUCAUUGCCCGAGACAACGGAAUCCCCCAGAAAUCAGACACAACCUAUGUAGAGAUCAUUGUUCUUGAUGCCAACGACAAUGCACCCCAGUUCCUCCGGGACAUCUACCAGGGAACAGUAUUUGAGGAUGCACCAGUAUACACAAGUGUACUCCAGGUAUCCGCUUCAGACAGAGACUCUGGAUCUAACGGUCGACUCAGCUACACCUUUCAGGGAGGAGAUGAUGGUGAGGGGGACUUUUUUAUUGAGCCUUAUUCUGGGAUCAUCAGAACGGCCCGCAAGCUAGACAGGGAAAAUGUUGCAUUGUAUAGCCUCAAGGCGUUUGCGGUGGACAAAGGAGUGCCCCCUCUCAAAGCAGCUGUGGACAUUCAUGUGUCCGUGCUGGACAUAAAUGACAAUGCCCCUGUGUUUGAGAAGGACGAAUUGUACUUUUACGUGGAGGAAAACAGUGCAGUAGGAUCCACUCUUGCCCGCGUAAGUGCCACAGACCCAGAUGAAGGUACCAAUGCCCAGAUCCUCUACCAGAUUGUAGAGGGCAAUAUUCCUGAAGUCUUCCAGCUCGACAUCUUUAGCGGAGAUCUAAUCGCCCUUACUGACCUAGACUUUGAGACCAAGAUGGAGUAUAUAAUAGUGGUCCAGGCCACUUCAGCCCCACUUGUCAGCCGGGCCACUGUACAUGUCCUCCUAGUAGAUGUCAAUGACAACGUCCCAGUUCUACAGGAUUUUGAGAUCAUUUUCAACAACUACAUCACCAAUAAGUCCAGCAGCUUUCCCACAGGAGUUAUUGGGAAGGUGCCUGCUCGUGAUCCAGAUGUGUCCGACAAGCUCCUCUACACAUUUGUUGAGGGAAAUGAGCUCAACCUGCUGAUUCUCAAUCAACACACUGGGGAGCUAAAGCUGAGCAAGGACUUGGAUAACAACAGGCCGCUUGAGGCUACAAUGAGGGUGACGGUUUCAGAUGGACUCCACCAGGUCUCGGCCCUCUGCACCCUACGGGUGACCACCAUAACGGACGACAUGUUGACGAACAGCAUCACCGUUCGUCUGGAGAACAUGUCUCAAGAGCGUUUCCUCUCCCCUCUGCUGUCUCUCUUUACUGAAGGCGUAGCCGCAGUCUUGUCCACCAGUCCUGACGGUGUCUUCGUCUUCAAUGUCCAAAAUGACACAGACGUUAGCGGCAGCAUUGUCAACGUCACUUUCUCGGCCCUGCUCCCGGGUGGAGCUCCGGGACGUUAUUUCCCGUCAGAGGAGCUGCAGGAGCAGCUGUAUCUGAACCGUACGUUGUUGACGUUGAUCUCGACUCAGCGCGUCCUGCCGUUUGAUGAUAAUAUCUGUUUGCGGGAGCCCUGUGAGAACUACAUGAAGUGCGUAGCUGUUCUGAAGUUUGACAGUACGGCUCCCUUCGUGGCGUCCAACACAGUUCUCUUCAGGCCCAUACACCCCAUGAACGGGUUACGCUGUCGAUGUCCUGACGGUUUCACUGGAGACUACUGUGAGACAGAGGUGGACCUUUGUUACUCAGGCCCAUGUCAGAACAACGGGAAGUGCCGCAGUCGAGAGGGGGGAUACACCUGUGAGUGCCCGCAAGAUUUUACAGGAGAGCGCUGUGAGGUGAAUGCACGUUCAGGCCGGUGUGUUCCUGGUGUGUGUAAGAACGGUGGCAGGUGUGUGGACCUGCUGGUGGGAGGUUUCCUGUGCCAGUGUCCUGACGGCGAGUAUGAGAAGCCCUACUGCGAGAUGACCACACGCAGCUUCCCUGGCCAGUCCUUCAUCACCUUCAGAGGCCUGAGGCAGAGAUUUCACUUCACCCUCUCCUUUACGUUUGCUACCAGGGAGAGAAACGCCCUGCUCCUAUAUAAUGGCAGGUUUAAUGAAAGGCAUGAUUUCAUUGCGAUUGAAAUUAUUGAAGAGCAAAUCCAGCUGACCUUCUCUGCUGGAGAAACUAAAACCACAGUGACUCCAUUUGUAGCUGGUGGGGUUAGUGAUGGAAAAUGGCACAGAGUACAUCUACAUUACUACAACAAGCCCAAUAUAGGGCGUCUUGGCAUCCCUCACGGCCCCUCUGAGGAAAAGGUUGCUGUGGUUGCCGUCGAUGAGUGUGAUGUGGCCAUGGCUCUGCGUUUCGGGGGACAGAUUGGGAAUUACAGCUGUGCAGCCCGUGGCACCCAAACAGGCCAAAAGAAGUCAUUGGAUCUAACAGGACCUCUGCUCCUGGGUGGCGUCCCAAACCUCCCUGAGGAUUUCACUGUACAGAACCGAGACUUUGUUGGCUGCAUUAGGAACCUGACAAUUGAUAGCAAGCCCAUAGACAUGGCCAGUUUUAUUGCCAACAAUGGCACCUUAGCAGGUUGUGCAGCAAAACAUGACUUUUGUAGCCAGGUUGUUUGUCAGAAUGGAGGUGUAUGUGUGAAUAGAUGGAACACCCACACCUGUAACUGCCCAUUAGGCUAUGGAGGAAAGAACUGUGAACAUGUUAUGCCUGCUUCCCUGCAUUUCGAUGGCCACGCAUUGGUGUCAUGGACCGAGACCGACAUCACCAUCGCUAUUCCCUGGUACAUGGGUCUUAUGUUUCGCACCCGAAAAAGCACAGGCGUUUUACUGCAGGCCAGUGCUGGAGAUUUUUCCAAGAUUAGUCUUAUGGUGAACAACAGACACCUUCGGUUCCAGGUGUUUCUGGGAGUCCGACGAGUGGCGCUCUUAGAUUUUCCCCAGGUAUGCGUGGAUAACGGUGAAUGGCACCAUGUGCUCGUAGAGCUCAAAAGUGGAAAAGAUGGCAAAGACAUCAAAUAUAUGGCUCUCGUGUCUUUGGACUAUGGCAUGUUUCAGAGGACAGUGGAGAUCGGUAACGAGCUGCCUGGGCUUAAACUGAGGAACUUGUUUAUCGGUGGACUGCUUAAGAAAGACAACACUGUGCAGGCUGGAUUUACUGGCUGCAUGCAGGGUAUGCGAAUGGGCGAGACCUCCACCAACACUGCAAACAUCAACAUACGGCAUGCGACGCGAAUCCACGCAAAAGACGGAUGUAACAUACCCGAUGCGUGUCAGUCCAACCUGUGUCCAUCUCACAGCCGCUGCGCAGACAACUGGGCAUCCCACACAUGUGUCUGCGAGCCAGGUUAUUUCGGCAGGGACUGUAUGGAUGCAUGUCUCUUGAACCCUUGUGAACACACUUCCUCCUGUGUUCGUAAACCCAGCACCAAACGUGGCUACAGCUGUGAGUGUGGACACAAUUACUAUGGCCAAUACUGUGAGCACAAAGGGGACCAACCUUGUGCUCGCGGCUGGUGGGGAUACCCGACCUGUGGGCCCUGUAACUGCGAUGUCAGCAAAGGCUUCAAAAGGGACUGUAAUAAAACCACCGGAGAGUGUAGCUGCAAGGACAAUUACUUUCGGCCUCUUGGUGCAGACACUUGCUACCCGUGUGAUUGUUUUCACCUUGGAGCGCAUUCCCGGACAUGUGACCCUGUAACGGGCCAGUGCCCCUGUAAGAUGGGUGUGGUGGGUCGUCAGUGCAACCGUUGUGACAACCCCUUCGCAGAGGUGACAGCCGGGGGAUGUGUGGUGGUUUAUGAUGGUUGUCCCAAAGCCUUUGAAGAUGGUAUCUGGUGGCCCCGCACCAUGUUUGGUGGCCCUGCAGCCACAAACUGCCCCAAAGGAUCCAGUGGCACAGCUAUCCGUCAUUGCAGCGAUGAUAAAGGUUGGUUUCCACCUGAGCUCUUCAACUGCACUUCCCUCAGCUUUUCAAAGCUAAAGAAAGAGAGUGAGGAUCUUCAUGCUAAUGCUUCUCGAAUGGAUGGAGAAAGAUCAAAAAGCCUUGCGGGCCUGCUGCACUCUGCCACUGACCACACGGAUCGCCUCUUUGGGAAUGACGUGAGGACUGCCUACUAUCUGCUGGCCAGUGUGUUAGAGCAUGAGAGUCUGCAGCAGGGCUUUGAGCUCACCGCCACUCAUGAUGCCGACUUCAACAAGAACAUCAUUAAAGCUGGAAGUGCCAUCCUUGACCCUGUCAACAAGGAGCACUGGGAGAAGAUUCAGCGCUCUGAUGGGGGGACGGCGCAUCUGCUGCACCACUUUGAGGAGUACGCCAACACUCUGGUACAGAACAUGAGGAAGACCUACUUGAGACCCUUCACCAUCGUCACUGACAACAUGAUUGUGGCACUAGAUUUUCUGGACUCCACUGCAAACCAAGACAAGAUUCCUCGAUUUCAGGAAGAUAAUGAGGUGUACUCAAAAGAGCUGGAGUCAUCUGUCCUGUUCCCAAACCUGCCGAAAAAGAGUAAAGAUGCUUUUACCACAGAGCCUCCAGCCCAGAUUGAACCAACUGAGUCUUUCAUCAGUGUGGACGGAUCAGAUACUGUUGAUUUAACACCAUCCACUAAGAAAAGACGCCAUGCAGAACAGCCCGAUCCACCUGCUGUUGUGAUGGUGAUGAUCUACAGGUCUCUGGGUGGACUCCUUCCAGAGAGUUAUGAUCCGGACCGUCGCAGUCUUAGACUACCCACUCGUCCUGUCAUCAACACUCCUGUAGUGAGCGUGGUGGUCCACAGGGACGGAGAGCCUCUCCCCACCCCACUCCAGAGACCCAUCACCCUGAACUUCAGGCUCCUGGAGACCCACGAGAGGACCAAACCUGUGUGCGUCUACUGGAACCACUCCAUCCCCGGUCUGGCUGUGGGUUUGGAUCCUCAGGGUUAUGGAAACCCUGACUUCUGUUGGCUCUCUGUUUAUGACACUCUUAUCUGGAGCAUCACAGGACCAAUCUCCAUAGUAGUGCUGAUAAAUACAGUCCUAAUUGUGCUGGCAGCCAAAGCCUCGUGUGGACGGCGCCAGCGAACGGAAAAGUCAGGAGCAAUCUCUGCUCUUCGAGUGGCCUUCCUCCUCCUGUUGCUCAUCAGCGCCACCUGGCUGCUGGGUCUAAUGGCAGUCAACAGUGAUGUGUUGUCCUUCCACUACCUCUUUGCCAUCCUCAGCUGCUUGCAGGGCAUUUGCAUCUUCUUUUUCCACUGUAUUCUCAACAAAGACGUGAGGAGGAACCUUAAAAGUACCUUUACAGGGAAGAAAGUACCAGCUGAAGAUCCCAGUACAACACGGGCUACCUUACUCACACGUACUCUGAAUGGUGACGUCUACACGGAGGAUGGAGGUCUGUACCGGACCACCAUUGGAGAGUCCACUGUUUCUCUAGAGACCUCUGUUAGAUCAGGCAAGAGUCACGGCAGCAGCUACCUUGUUUCCACACUCAGGGAGAAGAAGCGCAGCAUAUCGUCUAAUGGUGGAAAUGUGGGGCAUGACGAAGGAGACUCGUCGCUCUUCUUCCACAAGAGUAAAAAGGCAGAAGACUCGGAUUCGGACAGUGAGCUCUCAGUGGAUGAACACAGCAGCUCCUACGCUUCCUCCCACUCCUCGGACAGCGAGGACGAGGCCAGGCACUCCAGGACCAAAUGGAAUAACGAGAGAACGCCCAUCCAUAGCACUCCGAAAGUUGAUGCUGUGUCCGGUCAAGGGAAGCCAUACUGGCCGCAGGAGCCGCCCACAGCCUGUGAAAGUGAGGAGCCGGGUGGUCCAGAGAAACUGCGGGUGGAAACAAAAGUGAAUGUGGAGCUUCAUCAAGGGAAUAAAUUAAAUCACAAUGGAGAUGUGUCGCAAAGUGAGAGUUCACCCAGUCAGCCAAACAGCAACCAGUUACCCAGAAGAGGCAUUUUAAAGAACAAGAUCACAUAUCCACCCCCACUGACGGACAAGAACAUGAAGAACCGCUUGAGGGAGAAGCUCAGUGACUACAACCCACCCCAGAUCCCCCGAAAGACUCCAUCGGUGGGGUCAAACGAGGGGGUUCGCUCAGGAACCGAGGCCAACAGCAUCAUCAUCAAACCACCUCCAUUACCACCUCAGUCUGCACUGAACGGGAUGACCGUAGAGCUGGGCACGAGCCCCGUCACCCUGGCGGACAAAGACUUUGAUUCGGAUGGCAGCAAUGAAACAUCAAUCUGAGUCUUCAACUUGAAGGAUGCUGAAUGAACUGGAGCGGGUUUGAAUCAGUUUCUGUGUCCCCACUAUUAUUAAAGCACAACAUUGUCCUGCUCUGAAAUUGUUUUUAGUAUUUAUAAAGGUUCAUUUAAUACAAAAGGAAGCCGGGCGCUAGCUAUCCCAGCAUUCCAAAGUGCUACAUUGUCCAAGUUGAGCAGAAAAGUUUUCUGACAUCGAAAAGGAUAAAGUUGAUCUGGAGUUACAGCAAAAGACUUUGAUAUUAUUUAGCAUU
Sinocyclocheilus grahami is the source of this 8919-nucleotide messenger RNA. Its product is annotated as cadherin EGF LAG seven-pass G-type receptor 1-like. NCBI's taxonomy places the organism in Eukaryota, Metazoa, Chordata, Actinopteri, Cypriniformes, Cyprinidae. Gene Ontology annotation, molecular function: calcium ion binding; G protein-coupled receptor activity. Bases 132 to 8651 code for a protein of 2839 amino acids. The transcript has 33 exons. Gene Ontology annotation, biological process: G protein-coupled receptor signaling pathway; cell surface receptor signaling pathway; homophilic cell-cell adhesion. Gene Ontology annotation, cellular component: plasma membrane. The record is from RefSeq and is a predicted model, not a curated record.